Messenger RNA from Sphaeramia orbicularis (orbiculate cardinalfish), 8928 nucleotides. It is a transcript of the gene notch1a, whose product is annotated as notch receptor 1a. The transcript has 34 exons. Gene Ontology annotation, cellular component: protein-containing complex; plasma membrane. Gene Ontology annotation, molecular function: calcium ion binding; signaling receptor activity; protein binding. The record is from RefSeq and is a predicted model, not a curated record. Bases 242 to 7654 code for a protein of 2470 amino acids. Gene Ontology annotation, biological process: establishment or maintenance of epithelial cell apical/basal polarity; cell differentiation; heterophilic cell-cell adhesion. NCBI's taxonomy places the organism in Eukaryota, Metazoa, Chordata, Actinopteri, Kurtiformes, Apogonidae.
UUUCAUUGAGAACUCGGAAGGCACCAGGUUAACAUCUAUGAAGUGAGUCCUCUCGGAGUGACUUCUCAUCUGUGCUGGAUUUUCUCUUUUUCCCACCUUCCUUUCCAGAGGAUAUAUUUAUUAUUUAUUUUUUUUACCCCCCCCCCCCCCAAGCCGCUCUAUCUGGAGUAUACAACCAAACUGUGGAUCUAUGCGAACCCUACGUGGGAGUUCACGACGUUUGUGAAGUUGAAGAGGAGGAAUGUAUCGUUUCUUUGUGAAACUAACAUUUCUGAUUUCAGCGAUCGUCAUCUCACAAGGUCUGAAAUGCUCCCUACCCACUGAAACAUGUCUAAACGGAGGAAGAUGUGAAGCCACCUCAAAUGGAAAUGGAGAGUGCAAGUGUCCCAGAGAUUACGUAGGUAACAGGUGCCAGUACCCAAGCCCGUGCAGCCCUUCACCUUGCCGGAACGGAGGCGACUGUCGGCCUGUUUCCCAUGGCAACACGUUUGACUUCCGUUGUGUGUGCCGCUUGGGGUUCACUGACCGCCUGUGCCUGACGCCAACCAACCACGCUUGCAUGAGCUCCCCCUGUCGCAACGGUGGAACAUGCGAGCUCAUGACCCUGAGUGCGUACCGUUGCCGCUGCCCACCUGGAUGGUCAGGUAAAAACUGCGAUACAGCCAACCCCUGUGCUUCAAAUCCAUGUGCCAAUGGUGGCCAGUGCUCAGCCUAUGAAUCCACUUUCAUCUGCACCUGCCCGCCAGCCUUCCACGGUCAGACCUGCAAACAGGACGUCAACGAAUGCGCUCAGACUCCCUCUCCCUGUCGUAACGGUGGUGUUUGUGUAAAUGAGGUUGGCUCAUACCACUGCCGCUGCCCUCAAGAAUACACUGGCCAGCACUGUGAGAUCCCCUACAUGCCAUGCAGUCCGUCACCAUGCCAAAAUGGAGGCACUUGUGUUCAGAAGGGAGACACCACCUACGACUGUAGCUGCCUACCAGGCUUCACAGGUCCGCACUGUGAACAUAACAUCGACGACUGCCCGGGCCAUAACUGUCAGAAUGGCGGUGCGUGUGUGGAUGGAGUGAACACCUAUAAUUGCCAGUGCCCACCUCAUUACACAGGUCAAUACUGCACAGAAAAUGUGGACGAAUGUGAACUGAUGCCCAAUGCUUGUCAGAAUGGUGGGACCUGCCAUGACACUCAUGGUAGCUAUCACUGCGUCUGUGUCAACGGCUGGACGGGAGAUGACUGCAGCGAGAACAUCGAUGACUGCGCCAGUGCGGCUUGUUAUCAUGGUGCUACCUGCCAUGACCGUGUCGCCUCAUUCUUCUGCGAGUGUCCACAUGGACGCACAGGUUUGCUGUGCCACCUUGACGACGCCUGCAUCAGCAACCCGUGUCAAAAGGGAUCCAACUGUGACACCAACCCAGUCAAUGGCAAGGCUAUCUGUACCUGUCCCCCAGGUUACACUGGAUCAGCCUGCAACUUGGACAUUGAUGAGUGCUCCCUCGGGGCCAAUCCUUGCGAACAUGGUGGCCGCUGCCUCAACACCAAAGGGUCUUUCCAGUGUAAAUGUCUCCAGGGAUAUGAAGGACCUCGUUGUGAGAUGGAUGUCAAUGAGUGUAUGUCUAAUCCUUGUCAUAAUGAUGCCACCUGCCUGGAUCAGAUUGGAGGUUUCCAUUGCAUCUGUAUGCCAGGAUAUGAAGGUGUGUUCUGCCACAUCAACACAGAUGAGUGUGCCAGCCAGCCUUGUCUCAACAAUGGCAAGUGUGUUGACAAGAUCAACUCCUUUCACUGCGAGUGCCCCAAAGGUUUUUCUGGUAAUCUGUGUCAAGUGGACAUUGAUGAGUGUGCCAGUACACCCUGCAAAAAUGGAGCUAAAUGCACUGAUGGUCCCAACAAAUACACGUGUGAAUGUGCAGAAGGCUAUACAGGGCAGCACUGUGAGAUAGACAUAAACGAGUGCUACUCUGAUCCCUGCCACUAUGGCACCUGUAAAGAUGGACUGGCCUCCUUCACAUGCUACUGCCGUCCUGGCUACACUGGCCGCCUGUGUGAGACCAACAUCAAUGAGUGUCUAAGCCAACCAUGCAAGAAUGGUGGAACCUGCCAGGACAGAGAGAACACGUACAUCUGUUCCUGUCCCAAAGGAACUGCAGGUUUCAAUUGUGAGGUGAACCUUGAUGACUGCAAGAGCAAGCCCUGUGACUACGGAAGGUGCAUUGACAAAAUCAACGGCUAUGAGUGUGCAUGCGAGCCAGGCUACACAGGAGCAAUGUGUAACAUCAACAUUGACGACUGUGCCAUCAAUCCGUGUCACAAUGGUGGCACGUGUAUUGAUGGCAUAAACAGCUUCACUUGCCUCUGCCCAGAAGGCUACAACGAUGCCACCUGUUUGUCGCAGGUGGAUGAAUGUGGUAGCAACCCCUGCAUCCACGGCCGGUGUCAGGAUCUCAUCAAUGGCUACAAAUGUACCUGUGACUCUGGAUGGAGUGGUCCAAACUGUGACAUCAAUAACAAUGAGUGCGAGUCCAACCCAUGCAUGAAUGGUGGAACCUGCAAGGACAUGACCAGCGGAUACCACUGCACAUGCAGAGCAGGGUUCACUGGACCUAACUGCCAAACUAACAUCAACGAGUGUGCCUCCAACCCAUGCCUCAACCAAGGCACCUGCAUUGAUGAUGUGGCUGGAUACAAGUGCAACUGUUUGCUGCCCUACACUGGUGAUAACUGUGAGAUCCUGCUGGCUCCCUGCAGCCCUAGACCCUGCAAAAAUGGUGGAGUUUGUAAGGAGGCUGAAGACUACCAAAGCUUUUCCUGCAUCUGCCCUGAAGGAUGGCAAGGUCAAACAUGUGAGAUUGACAUCAACGAGUGUGUGAAGAGCCCAUGCCGCAAUGGUGCUCUGUGCCAUAACACCAUGGGUGGUUACCAGUGCAAAUGCCAGCCAGGUUACACCGGCCAGAAGUGUGAAACUGAUAUUGAUGACUGUAAACCAAAUCCCUGCAGUAAUGGUGGUCUGUGCCGUGAUGGCAUCAACUCUUUCACAUGCACCUGUCUGCCUGGUUUCCGUGGUGGCCGGUGUGAACAAGACAUAAAUGAGUGUGAGAGUAACCCCUGUAAGAACGGGGCCAACUGUACAGAUUGUGUCAACAGCUAUACCUGCACCUGCCCACCCGGCUUCAGUGGCAUCAACUGUGAGAUCAACACCAAUGACUGCACUGACAGCUCUUGCUUCAACGGUGGCACCUGUGUGGAUGGAAUCAAUGCCUUUACCUGCUUGUGUUUACCUGGAUUUACCGGAAGCUACUGUCAGUAUGAUAUCAAUGAGUGUGACUCCAAACCGUGCUUGAAUGGAGGCACUUGCCUUGAUAGUUAUGGGACGUACAAGUGCACCUGCCCUCAUGGUUACACUGGAGUCAACUGUCAGAAUCUCGUGCGCUGGUGUGACUCCUCCCCAUGUAAAAAUGGAGGCUCGUGCUGGCAGCAAGGAGCCUCAUACACCUGCCAGUGUCAGACUGGAUGGACUGGCCUCUACUGUGACAUUCCGAGUGUGUCUUGUGAAGUUGCCGCCAAACAGCAAGGUGUGGAGGUGGCUCAACUGUGCCGGAACUCAGGCCAGUGUCUGGAUGCUGGGAACACACACUACUGCCGCUGCCAGGCAGGCUACACUGGGAGUUACUGCCAGGAACAAGUGGACGAGUGCUCACCCAACCCCUGCCAGAACGGAGCCACAUGCACUGAUUAUCUAGGAGGCUACAGCUGUGAGUGUCUCCCUGGUUACCAUGGUGUAAACUGCUCAAAAGAGAUCAAUGAAUGCCAAUCCCAGCCCUGUCAGAAUGGAGGUACCUGCAUCGACCUCAUCAACACAUACAAAUGCUCCUGUCCUAGGGGAACUCAAGGUGUCCACUGUGAGAUUAAUUUGGACGACUGUAACCCCUCCACUGACCCAUUGACCAAUGAGCCUAAAUGUUUCAACAAUGGCAAAUGUGUGGACCGCAUUGGAGGCUAUCAGUGCAUGUGCCCCCCGGGCUACGUUGGCGAACGCUGUGAAGGAGAUGUCAAUGAGUGUUUGUCAGACCCCUGUGAUCCCAGAGGGUCAUAUAACUGCAUCCAGCUCACCAACAGCUACCGAUGUGAAUGCCGCACUGGAUACACAGGUCAGAGAUGUGAUAAGGUGUUUGAUGGAUGUAAAGGACGACCCUGCAGAAACGGAGGGACAUGUGCUGUAGCAAGUAACACACCACAUGGUUUCAUCUGCAAAUGCCCACCUGGUUUCACUGGAUCAUCUUGCGAGUAUGAUUCUCGCUCUUGCGGGAGUCUGAACUGCAGGAACGGAGGAACCUGUGUGUCCGGUCAUUUAGGCCCACGCUGCUUGUGUCCGGCAGCCUUCACUGGGCCUGAAUGCCAGACUCCCACUGACAGCCUCUGCAUCUCCAACCCCUGCUACAAUGGUGGAACUUGCCAGAUCACCUCAGACGCACCUUUCUUCCACUGCAGCUGCCCCAGUAAUUUCAACGGCCUGCUAUGUCACAUCCUGGACUACUCCUUCACCGGAGGAUUUGGCCGCGACAUUACCCCUCCUCCGGAAGUGGAGGUGAGCUGUGAGAUUCCUCAGUGUGACGAGUGGGCAGGGAACCACAUCUGCGACUCGCUGUGCAACAACCACGCCUGCGGAUGGGACGGAGGAGACUGCUCACUCAACUUUGAUGAUCCUUGGCAAAAUUGCUCUGCGGCUUUGCAAUGCUGGCGCUACUUCAAUGAUGGGAAGUGUGAUGGUCAAUGCAACAGCCCAGGGUGUCUUUAUGACGGCUUUGACUGCCAAGGACAGGAAGGACAAUGCAACCCUCUGUAUGACCAGUACUGUAAAGACCACUAUGCAGAUGGUCACUGUGAUCAGGGUUGCAACAAUGCAGAAUGUGAAUGGGACGGUCUGGACUGUGCCAACAACAUGCCGGAGAAACUCGCCGACGGUCACUUGGUUCUGGUGGUCCACAUUCCCCCAGAACAGCUUAAAAAUCGCUCCUCAGCCUUCCUCAGAGAACUCAGCAGUGUUCUCCACACUAAUGUGGUCUUCCGUCGUGAUGCCAAAGGAGAACCGAUGAUCUUCCCUUAUUAUGGUAACGAACAGGAUCUGGUUAAACACAACGUACUGAAGCGCUCCACAGACGGCUGGUCUGAGUGGGCCUCAGUGCCAGCUAACGUUCUGAAUCAAGUGACGGAGAGUGUGUCUUCUGUGGUCAGCCCACGAAUACGUAGAGAGCUGGACCCUUUGCAAGUCAAAGGCUCUGUAGUGUACCUGGAGAUUGACAACCGUCAGUGUUAUCAGCAGUCGACCGAAUGCUUCCAGAGUGCCACUGAUGUAGCUGCAUUCCUUGGUGCGCUGGCCUCCAGUGGGAAUCUCAAUGUCCCCUAUAUUGAAGCUGUUACAAGUGUGAGACCCAGUCCCCCCAGCUCGGAGCUCUACCCCAUGUAUGUUGUGUUUCUGGGCCUGGCUGCUCUUGGUUUCGUCUGCCUUGGUGUCCUGGUGUCCCGUAAACGGCGACGUGAGCAUGGCCAACUUUGGUUCCCCGAAGGAUUCAAAGUGUCUGAACCCAAAAAGAAACGCAGGGAGCCGGUUGGAGAGGAUUCUGUUGGCUUAAAGCCUAUGAAAAACUCUGACAUUAACCUUAUGGAUGACAAUCAAAAUGAAUGGGGUGAUGAGGAUCCAGACUGCAGGCGUUUCAGGUUUGAGGAGCAGGCCAUGCUGGACUUGAGUGAUCAUACAGACCACAGGAAAUGGACUCAGCAGCAUCUGGAUGCAGCUGACCUACGUAUCGCAUCCAUCGCUCCAACUCCUCCUCAGGGAGAGAUAGAGAAUGACUGUAUGGAUGUCAAUGUCAGAGGACCAGAUGGUUUCACUCCACUGAUGAUCGCUUCCUGCAGUGGUGGAGGACUCGAGACCGGUAUCAGUGAAGAAGAAGAGGAUCCUUCAGCAGAAAUCAUCUCUGACUUCAUUUACCAGGGUGCCAACCUCCACAACCAGACUGACCGUACAGGUGAGACUGCACUCCACUUGGCUGCUCGGUACGCCCGCUCGGAUGCUGCCAAACGCCUCCUGGAGUCCAGCGCUGAUGCUAACGUUCAGGACAACAUGGGCCGCACUCCACUUCAUGCUGCUGUGGCUGCAGAUGCACAGGGAGUCUUCCAGAUUUUAAUUCGCAACCGUGCCACUGAUCUCGACGCCCGCAUGCAUGAUGGAACAACUCCGCUGAUUCUGGCUGCCCGUUUGGCGGUUGAAGGCAUGGUCGAUGAGCUAAUCAACUGCCACGCUGAUGCCAAUGCCACUGAUGAUUCUGGUAAAUCUGCUCUUCACUGGGCUGCAGCUGUAAACAACGUGGAGGCUGCUCUGGUGUUGCUAAAAAAUGGUGCCAACAAAGACAUGCAAGAUAACAAAGAAGAGACGCCAUUGUUCCUUGCGGCCCGUGAAGGAAGCUUUGAAACAGCCAAGGUCCUGCUGGAGCAUUUCGCCAAUCGCGAGAUCACCGACCAUCUCGAUCAGCUGCCCAGAGACAUUGCACAUGAGCGCAUGCACCACGACAUCGUGCGCCUGCUGGAUGAGUACAAUGUGGUUAGGAGUCCUGGGCUCCACAACGCCCCAUUGAGUAACUCCAGCCUCUCCCCACCUCUCUGCUCCCCCAAUGACUAUCUAAGCAACCUUAAGCCAGCACUUUCUGUCAAGAAGGUUCGUAAACUUAGCUCCGGUAAGGGAGGUAAAGAUGGAAACAAAGAUAACAAGGUUAAAAAGAAAAAGUCACUGGAUGGGAAGGGCAACUUGUUGGACACGUCAGCAGUCCUGUCCCCGGUUGACUCCCUCGAGUCCCCUCAUGGCUACCUAUCUGAUGUGGCUUCCCCUCCGAUGACAUCACCUUUCCAGCAGUCCCCACCCAUGUCACUCAAUCACCUUCAGGGCAAUGGAGACUCCCAUAUCGGUCAAAUGAGCAUGUCUUUUGACCCUAACCCACCACGUCUCUCCCACCUGCCCGUGUCCAGCCCCAGUAGUCAGGGCUCUACAUCCAUAGGGGGCAGCAGAGGAGGCCAGUGUGACUGGGUCUCCAGGAUGCACCCAGGUGUAGGCCAGCAGGGAAGCUUCGCCCAGGGCCCACCCAUCUCCCACAGCAUGUUGGGUGCUCUGCAUGGUGUCAGCACUGCCACUCUGUCUCAGAUGAUGGGUUACCAAGGUCUCCAGAGCAGCCACCUGGGUUCGUCUGCGCACAUGAUGCAGCAGGCGCACUCGCGGCUCCAGCACCAGAACUCCAACUCCACCACAGCCGGACAGCCGCUCAACCAGAGCUUCCCCAGCGUGGAGCUGAGUGGUUCUGACAUGCAGCAGAACAACAGCUCAGGUCGCUCGAUGCCCAUCCACACAGUGAUGCCCCAGGAGACGCAAAUCCUCGGCACCCAGUUUCUCACCCCUCCCUCCCAGCACAGCUAUUCCGGCCCCAUGGACAACACACCUAACCACCAGCUGCAGGUGCCCGACCACCCGUUUCUAACUCCCUCCCCCGGAUCCCCCGAUCAGUGGUCCAGCUCCUCCCCACAUUCCAACAUGUCUGAUUGGUCGGAGGGCAUCUCCAGCCCACCUACAAGUAUCCACUCACAGAUGAAUCUGAUCCCAGACCAGUUUAAGUAGAGACUUGUAAACUGGACAGGACUCUUAGUGAUUUAAAAAAAUAUAUAUAUAUACAAACUCCAUACAGAAAGAGAGUGAUGAACCUGUCACACAACGCUCUUUUUUGUUAUCAGUUUUUAUACUAACGAUAAAAACAGUUUUAGUAUUUUGUAUUUAUUUAUGUGCUUUUUUGAUCUGAAAUAUAAAGAAGAUGCUUUUAUAUUUAUGUUUUUUAUUUUUUAUUUUUUGAUUUGUUGUGUAUGGAAAGAUUAGAAGCAGUUUUAAAGGGAGUGUUUAUCAGAGAAAAAGCCUCCUAGAUGUGUACACUUGCUAUUUAUUUGUGUCUUGUGUUGCUAUUCACUGGAUUUAUUUUAUUUUUUGACCAUCAGUCUUCACAAGUAAAUUUUUUUGCCUUUGCAUUAUGUUGUACAAAGAAUUUUUCAACUUUUAUAGAAUAUUUUGGAAUUAUUUCAGUAUUAAUUAAUUAUAUUUUAACCUCCUUUGUCUUUUUAAAUGAGACAGGUUUUGUUACUGAACUUCAUUUCACCAAGUCUUAUCACUGAGUCUGUGUUAGAUGAUGAUCAAAUCUCAGUAUAAUUUUCAAGUAUCACCUUACAUCAUGUUGCUUGCUACGCUGUACUCUCCCGCAGAAAUGUAAAACAGUGAUUGACGUUGGAAACCUGGGACCUGAAAACACAAAACAGUGCACACUAUCAGUAAAUAUCCCUUAUCAGUCGAGAGAUGCUUUUAUAAAAAUGUGUGUCUAAAUCUACCUGAGCCUAUUGUUGUCGAAUAAUGGUCUGGGCCAGUGCUGAUUAAAUGAUUUGUGAUCAUUUAUGAUAUGGUUUCAUAUUGUAUCUCAAAUCACUAAUUAUGGUUACCAUGUUUAACCUGUUGUGUGUUAAAUCGCAGACCUGUUGUAGAGUUAUGACAUGUUACAUUUGCCACAGCUUAAAAUAGUGCCAGUGUGAUUUUUUUUUGUUUUUCCUAAGAAAAGCAAUGUAUUUGUGAGAUUUCUUGUUUUAAAAAAAAAUAUCUUCAAGGUGGAGAAUGUUUGCAAAAGAAACGGGGACCUUUGUGUGUUUAAUGACAUCGCCUGCACUUUGUGAAGAGUGUAUUUUAAGGUGUCUAAAUGUCAUGUUUUAUAAACUAAUCCAGAGAUAAAGAUGAUUUUAAGAAGAGAUGUAAUUCAAAAUCAAUGUUCAUGCAAAGUUGUAGUUUGCAAAGAAGUAUUUCCUGAUUAAAAAUGUUUUGUAAAAAUUGUCUUGAUUCAAUAAAUGAUACUGUUAAGCUUU